ACGAGAGCAUCUCUCUCUAUGCGCCGGACGGGCUGCGACGCAGAGCCUGCAGCUGUCCGGGCUAAUCCUUCUGCCUCGUCCCUUCCUCUGCAACAGCACAUCGAUGGCGAUGAGAAAUUGAACCUGCUCUCCAUUAUAUUCAUAAGAACCAUCGCUGCUCUUCGUUGAUAAUCCAACCUCUUUCACCGCAGCACGUGUCCCCCCACCGCCAGUGACGCAGCAGUUGAUCUAUCGAGUCCGGUGGACCUGGCCAGGCAGCUUCGACCAAGCAUACAUCCCUGCCGGCCUGUUACCCCGCCUCCCACGGAAACGUCCCUCUUUUCUCAAAUCACUUCCUGCCGUCCCCUUCUCCCUGACCUUCUUUCCCACACGACACCGCGGCCAAGUUCCGUGGUUUCUCCCGGGUUAUGGAUGACGCUCAGAAGCUGCUGAGAUGGUACAACGGCCUGUAUUCCCGCACCGUCGACCUGGUGGGCGACUACGCAGGAAGUGAGCUCUUCAUCAUCGAAGGAGACUCGCUGCUGCUGCACUGCUUCUCCGACGACCAGCUGCAAUUUUCCCGUGGCCUUCAGUUGCUCCACUCCACGUACAUCGUGGAGCGGUUCCUCGCCCAACUGCAUCAACGGAACUGUAACUUCCACAUCGUCUUCUUCUCGGAGAACUCCAGCGCCUCCAUCCCGCCGCAUGUCGAUGCGCAGUCACGGCCGAAAUAUCGCCUCGCACGGGAAGCCGUCCUGCAGCACCUUCUCCACAAUGCCCCCCAGGCCGUCCCAUCGCUGCAGGUCAGAUGCUUCGACAGAUACGACUCCCAGGAGUUCAAGGAUUACCUGGUUUCAUUGGGUGCCUAUUUUCUGAUGUGUCACGAUGGUGCCUUUGCGGAACUGUUCCGGCAGUUGAAAGACACGCCGGACCCUGAGGAUCUUCAGAUGUCAUCCGAUGACGAAAGCUCGGACGAUGACUCAGACGACAGCAGUGACGACUCAAGUGAAGACACGCCGAAGCUUUGGCCAACUAGACUGACGCUCAGGUCGAUGAUCCAUUGGUUCAUCUGCCACGGUUAUAACAUCUCGUUGCUGAAUAGCCUGGAGUGUCGUGAUACGAAGGUCAUUACCACUGUCUUGGAGGGAUCAGCAGAGCGGGCGCGGCAAGUCUUUCAAGCCGUAAAGCUUGAGGUUACAGAAGAUCCAGAAUCAUCGGGUUCCGACACAGAAACGGAAGAUGAUAGUUUGAAGCCAGCGGUUGACAACUUGAAAAUAGAUGCCCAGACGAAGCCUUCCACUGACGCAGAUCCCAACCCCAUUGAAAAGACCCUAGAGAAAUUCUUAGACUCCAUAGGUAGCGCGUCCAGUCAUGAUCUUAGACAGCGCGAAUGGGCUUCGGUGUUGACAGUAAGUGUGAUGCUGGCAUCGGGCCGUCUUCAGGAGAACGACGCUCUGGCAAUACGCGCCCUGUUGCUGCAUACAGUGAUCCUGGAGGAAUGCAAACUUGGCGACCGAGUUUACGAUCCAAAGGAUUCCUCCGCCGGCGAGUCCUUCCUGGUACGAUAUGCGACCGUGGCUCGUCAUGUUAUAUCCUCACCGUCGUGGCUGAAAUUUGCCGCAACCAACUCCCUCUCCUGCGAUCUGGGUGACAUGGUUGAUGGGAGACUGUUCCUUGAAACCCUCAACACGAGUAAAGCCUCGCCCCUUGACCGUGCUUUUAGUCAGGAUAUCCUGGCCAGAUUGGCAGUGUUAGCCGCGACCGUGAAAACCCUUUGCGGAUCUGAGCUCGAUGCCACCACCAAUUCCAAUGGGGCGAUCAAGAAGCCGGCAGGCGAAAAGCGCGCAGCUCGGGGUAGUCGCCAGAAGAACCCUUUCACUGUGCUGGCUUUCAAUAAUUCUGUUCUCAAUCCUCAUCUCAAGCCUAUUUCGCUCACAGUUGAUGAUUCUACCAAUGACCAGGAAAGUCUUGCGGUGUCCCGAAUCUUCGAGGAAAUCAGCCACUGGCACAACCAUAGACGCCCGUUGGACAAACGCAAUGAAGGACCAUUGCCAUCGAAGCUCCUCCGCCGUAAUCAGCUGUGGAUGGCCGAGACAGUGGACUAUGCUGCUAGUCUCACAAAUGCAGCCGGGGGGAUCCUGGAACCGGAGACAGUGUUUUUGAGAACGGCAAAGGACCGCAAGGGAAAGCCAGCGCAGACUUCAGGUGCUCCUACCCCUGCUCUCGAGCAAUCCAGUCGCCAAAAGCCCAGUACGUCAUCAGUCAGGACUCAGGCGGCGUUGCAGCUCCGGGAAAAGCAGGCCCAAACUCUUAACAAGCAACUGAAGGCAUGGGAAAGCAAGUGCCGGACGUUUGAGCAAGAUAGCAAUCUGGUCCAGAGAUACGUGAGCGCUCGCGAGUAUCUUUCAAGUCUUCGGGAUGAGAAGAGAUCGCUAGUAGAAGCCGAAAUAUUAACCUACCUUGUGAGCACGUUGGUGCGGCUUUGGAAACAGAAGUGUGCUUCCAAGGAGAGGGGCCAAUCUAUGUCUGUAGUAGCUCUCAUAUGGCAUCUGAUUCUUCGAAUCUCAAAGGUAAAGCAAGGGAUCACUGAAGACAUCGCGAUAUGUAUACGCAGGACCACAAGGGCGCUUAAUCUUCCUGCCGUUGACCUCUCGCCUGACGGUACGGGUGCGCUUUCUUUUGAGUUCGCACCCCUCAAGGCAGGCGAGCAAAGCCUGGAGAUAGGACUGUCGCCAGUCGAGUUCCAGCUGGUCCACGCCGGGCCUUACUUUGACCGAAACAUGGACUCGGCACCGGAUUCUCGCGUUGACUUUGAGCCCGACAGAUGGCAGCGAGAAACAUUGGACCAGAUUGACGCUGAGGCGAGUCUUUUUGUCGUCGCUCCGACUAGUGCCGGAAAGACGUUCAUAUCAUUUUACGCGAUGAAACAAGUCCUCGAGGGCAGUGAUGAUGGGGUCUUGGUUUAUGUUGCCCCGACCAAGGCUUUGGUCAACCAGAUCGCUGCUGAAGUCCAGGCAAGAUUCAAGAAAACAUUCAAACACGGCGGCAAAUCUGUAUGGGCCAUUCACACUCGCGACUACCGCAUCAAUGAGCCGAACGGGUGCCAGAUUCUAAUCACUGUGCCUCACAUUCUUCAAAUCAUGCUCCUGGCCCCGUCGAAUGCAAAGUCGUGGUCCUCCCGCGUCAAGCGAAUCAUUUUCGAUGAAAUCCACUGCAUUGGCCAAGCGGAGGACGGUGUUGUUUGGGAACAACUGCUUCUUCUUGCCCCUUGCCCUAUCAUCGCACUCUCUGCGACGGUUGGCAACCCCAAGGCAUUUAACAGCUGGCUAAGCAUGACUCAAAAGGCGAACGGUUGUGACUUGAAGAUGAUUGAACAUAAGACCCGUUGGUCUGAUUUGAGAAAAUACAACUACAAUCCGCCCCAAGGAUUUGUGUUCAAGGGGCUACAAGACUCCGCUAGGGUAUCUGCACUUGGCCUCGAAGAUUGCCCGAAUGUGUCUCUCAUUCAUCCUGUCUCGAGCUUGAUUGACCGCUCAAGGGGACUGCCGGAUGACUUUGGUCUUGAGCCUCGGGACUGCUGGACUCUUUGGAAUGCCAUGAACAAAUACAAGACGGCAGAAUAUCCGCUUGACCCAGCACUGGAUCCCGCCGUCGCGCUACCGAAAAUCAUCGUGAAGGCAGAUGUCCUUGGUUGGGAGGCUGGUUUAAAAACCGUUCUCAAAAGCUGGAUGGAAAACUAUGACUCGCCCUUCGAUGCUGUUUUGAAGGAGCUUUCUGAGCAACCACCUCGUAAUGCUCCUGCUGUGCAAGUCUCAUCCGGAACAAUCACUGACUCCGAUACUCCUCGUGAAGUCAAGAGGAACAGCCUUCUGGAAACUACGCUUCCCCUCAUUUGCUCCCUUAACGAUCAGGGUGCCCUUCCAGCACUGUUUUUCAACUACGACCGGAGUUGGUGCGAGAAGAUCUGUCAGUAUGUCCUCAUCGAACUACAGGAGGCUGAGACCCGUUGGAAAGAGACUAGCUCAGCAUGGGCGAGAAAGAUCGCAGAAUGGGAGGCGUGGAAGAAGGCUGAGGAAAAGCGCGCCAAGCACAAGCCGGCCAAGGCCAAGGCCAAAGGAAAGGGAGGCAAAGAUGAUGAAGGAACGUCAAAAGCGGAUCAAAUGCGCGAUUCUGCUUCCGAGGAGUCGAGCUGGCAUGCAUCUUUCAACCCUGAAGACCCGGAUCCCAGAUUUUCUCUCGCCGAUGUCAAGAAAUUCUCGCUUUCUGAGCUUGAAGAUUACGCGAAAGAGCUGAGGAGACGUCAGGUGCCCGAAUGGCUGCUUGAUGCCUUGAAACGUGGAAUCGGUAUCCAUCACGCUGGUAUGAACCGCAAGUAUCGACAUGUGUGUGAGAUUCUCUUCCGCAAGGGCUAUCUCCGCGUUGUCAUCGCCACGGGUACUUUGGCCCUGGGUAUUAACAUGCCCUGUAAGACUGUUGUCUUCUCUGGUGACUCUGUCUUCUUGACGGCCCUUGGUUUCCGACAAGCAGCCGGUCGAGCGGGUCGUCGAGGCUUCGACUUCUUGGGUAAUGUUGUCUUCCAGGGCGUCUCGCACUCGAAGGUUUCCCGCUUGUUGAGCUCCAAGCUUCCAAGUCUGAAUGGUCAUUUCCCGAUCACAACGAGCUUGGUUCUGCGACUGUUGAUUCUCCUGCACGAGUCCGGACAAUCCCCGUUUGCCGUGAAAGCCAUCAACUCGAUUCUGUCGUGUCCACGAAUCUACCUUGGUGGUCCCGAGUCGAAGCAUACCGUUCUCCAUCAUCUGCGUUUCUCGAUCGAAUACCUUCGCCGGAACCACCUCCUAGAUUCGAGCGGAGUGCCUCUCAACUUUGCGGGUACGAUCUCGCAUCUGUACUACACCGAGAACUCCAGCUUUGCGUUCCACGCACUGCUCAGUAGUGGCUACUUCCACAGACUAUGCAGGAACAUCAACAAAUAUCCCACACAGAUCACCCGUACUUUGAUGCUGGUGCUGUCGCAUCUGUUUGGACGUCAAGAACUGCGGCCCGCUGUCCUGGAGAAAAUGCUGAUGUCUGAGAAGAAAUCGCCUUCACUGGUGGUGCUUCCCGAUCUUCCAAAGAAGGCCGUCAAGAUUCUGCGCGCGCACAACACAAAGACCCUCAACAUCUACUCCACUUAUGUCACCACCUUUGUGGAGCAGCACAUCACAGAGCCGGACUGUUUCCUCCCGCUGACCCAGAUCAAAUGCGGAGGCGACAAGUCCCCCGAGGAAAUCAGCCCCUCGAUGCCCGUCAGUCCGCCAACCCGGGUAGCCUCAUCAUUCGUGGCGCUCUCCGGACACCGUGAUAAGUGGCAGAGCAUUCCCGAGCUCUGUAAGACAGUCCGAGACGGUGUCUGGCUCGAGGAAGCCGUCGUUCCGUACGUCGGCAUCUACCCGGAAGAAGGCAAGGUCCCCCUCAACGCCUACCUGUACGACUUCUUCAAGCACGGUAACGUGCACGCCCUGGAGAAGAGCAACGGUGUCCGACGAGGCGACGUCUGGUUCGUACUGAACGACUUCUCCCUCGUCCUGGCCACCAUCGUGACCAGCUUCGAGAACUUCCUCAAGCUGUCCCCCGGCACAGAUCUCGACAUGAUCGACGCUACCGGCAGCGGUGAUGCUCAUGAGAUCGACCUAGACGACAAGAUCAUCGAUGCUACGCCCGACCGGUCUACCGGGAUAGCUGGACGACCUUCCGCCCCCGCGCAAGCGAAAGCACAGGCGGCACUCGCGCCCACUCCUGCCCCUGUCAAGAAGAAGAAGGCCAAGGUUGCGGACAGUUGGGAUGAUGAUAUGAGUGAUAGUUCGAGUGAGGAGGAGGAAGAAGUCAAGCCAGCGAAGCUUGAGACGACGCCGGUGGAUAAGCUCGGUGAUAAGGGCUUCUUGCAGGUACUGAAGGCGUUCAAGCUGCUGCAGGAGGAGUUUAAUGGCAAGUUCAGGGCUAUGUGGGCUUAGUAGAGUUGAUAGAAUUGGGCUUUUGGGUGCUUGUUUCGUAUGUCUAGUUAACGGAAUAAAUUGUCAUGGAUGAAUUGAAU
Aspergillus heteromorphus CBS 117.55 is the source of this 6049-nucleotide messenger RNA. Its product is annotated as putative DEAD/DEAH box helicase. Bases 408 to 5969 code for a protein of 1853 amino acids. Gene Ontology annotation, molecular function: nucleic acid binding; ATP binding. Gene Ontology annotation, cellular component: cytoplasm. The record is from RefSeq and is a predicted model, not a curated record. The transcript is spliced from 4 exons. NCBI's taxonomy places the organism in Eukaryota, Fungi, Ascomycota, Eurotiomycetes, Eurotiales, Aspergillaceae.